Messenger RNA from Trypanosoma cruzi, 4020 nucleotides. RefSeq lists its product as uncharacterized. The transcript has a single exon. NCBI's taxonomy places the organism in Eukaryota, Euglenozoa, Kinetoplastea, Trypanosomatida, Trypanosomatidae. The coding region runs from base 1 to 4020 and encodes 1339 amino acids. The record is from RefSeq and is a predicted model, not a curated record.
AUGCUGAAGGCACCGUACAUACGAGCUGCGGCAGUGGGACGCAAGAUUCCUCUGCUUCCGCUGGAAUAUUACAGCGGGGGGCGCCACGGAGCGGCGUUCAUGCUGGCGGAACUGCGACGUCUUGAUGACAGAAAGGACUCUUCGACCUCGAACACGGCGCCUUCGCUGGCCCUGUGGCUCUACCGUUCUUCUCUGCUUCGGCGACUGUGGCUUGAGGGGAUCGUAUGUGACGCCGUAGUGGCCGACGGCUUUACCGCCAGGGAAUUUACGGCGUUGCUGCACCGAAUUCUUCAAGCCCCGCGCUUCUUACGCGGCGAAAACAAGGCCACUCAGGAUGAGGCCGUCAAACUUGUGUGGGGUGUUCAGAAGGAGUUUGCAUGGCGUGUGUUGGGGGCUAUCGUGGAGGAAAACCAGUGGUUUUGGACGUUACGGGAGGCGUGGGACUGUGCCACAACUCUGGUGAAGGAUUCCGUUUUUCCCGAUGAUGUGAUGAGUCUGUCAUUGCUGCUACCGCUGGCACGGCGCAUGGCGACGAGGGAAGGUUCGGGAUGCACACUGCAUGAGGGCCUGCGGGAUCUUCACGCACAGAAACUUCACGGAGGCGUCUUGUGGUUUCUUGCACGACGUGCCACAUCGUCGCCACGGCCUGAAAAACAGUUGCUGGAGGCCGCAACCAAAGCCGCCUGCGCGGUGCCAACUUUUUUGAUUAUAAAAUCAUCGGAUGGGAAAUUGAAUGGCGACGACGAGAAACAAAUGGCUUCUUUAUUGCAAAUGACACAUGGUUCUGGAGAAACUUCACAAGAGAGCGUAUUCUCUCCUUUUUGGCACGUCCUUCUCUAUGAAAUGGUUUAUUAUGCGCAUUGCAUUCUUUGUGAUGCUACGGCGAAGGAGCGACAUCAGGUGGGGACUCUUCUUUCUCUCCGACGUGUUUUGUGUUCCUUUUGUCGCCACAGUCUUGUGCGUCCAGUGCUGGAAUUUCAUUGUGCCAUAACAGCGCCAUGGCGAAAAGGUUUGGAGAAAGACCCCUCUGCUUUGAAUGCACGUUACGGUCCCCUUGUGUACCGAGAGGCACUGCUGCUGGACGCAUAUGCACUUAUGACCCUUGGACAUGUGGGCGAGACAGCCAUCGACGUGGACGAUGCAGCCGUGAAGGAAGUAAUGAUGAUUCAAUCACGUUGCCUCGCUCACCUAGAGGCCCUCGCUCAGAACAAACCCGAUGCAGGCAUUGACCGCGACGCCAUGGGACUACAUCGGGGUGCUCGUGCGGGUGUGGAGCGACGCCUGUGUGAAGGUAUCCGGCUCUCCUUUAAGUUACUACUACGCCGUGGUGCAUAUGAGGUCAUUCAUCAGAUCCUCACGCGUUGCCCUUCGCUUGGUGGCUCAUGGGAAGGUGGCAAGGCUCUCGUGAUGCUGGGUAAACACAUGGAGGCGGUGUCGAUCUUCACAAAUUUUUUGGAGAGCACGAGAAAACAGUUUGCCUCCGGAAUUCCGCACCAUAUUCGUUGUAUGAUGUUGGAGGCUGUGGAGGGUGCGGCACGGAGCUACCUGAAGGAAACGAGUGACGUUACAGGAAGACUGGUUUCUUUGUACGAAGUCACACGGAAUUGGGGCUUUCCCGUUCCAGCAGCCGUUACAUUUGCCGCCAUUCUCCGCGCAUGUUGUACAGGGAGAAAUGGGACAGAGGGCUUCAGAAAUUGGGGCCGGAAAAAGCGGUUGGAUUUGAUGAACGCACUGCUUCGUCACCAUGUCACCGUUGCAGCAUACAUUGGGGAUGGUCUUCUUCUAGAGACGAUUGAAAUAUUUGUGAAGCUGCUGGCGGAAUGUCGGGAAGGUGCACUAUCGUCCAAUGUGGAUUUAUUGCCCUUGCUGCAAAGGGCACAUCCCGGGUUGCCCGUCUACCGGGUGGCGAUUCUUCACUUCUUACGUGUGGAAUACAAGGACGCCGUGAAUGCCCUACUGAAGCACAUCGCCCCGAGUUCUGCGGAUACUACCGUUCUUUUGACGCCACUGCAGGAGUUACCGCUCGCCGCUUUGGAGGCGCUGUCUAGGCACGUGGCACAGGCAGAAUCCGAGGAACAACGUGUGGUCUCUGCCGUAUUGAGUGCAUUGGAGUACCGACGGUUCGCGGAGGAGCAACGAUUGCCGUGGCAAUGCCACCUUUGCCGACACUGGAACAAGAAAAAUGCCUCCGCAUGCAAAUUAUGCGGUUCACUAGAACUUGCUGUGGUGCGGUGUCAUGCGUGUGGGGGAUUUUCGCCCACCAGUGCCCCUGGCUGCCUCGUGUGCGGUGCCGAGAAACGACGAAAUACUAGUGAUCAAGGGGUUUCUCACGUCAGGGAAGACUGCACCAUUUUCCCGUUGCGCAGGUGGCGGUGUGGGCGAUGUAACCACACAAAUGAGCCACAACAUUUGUUUUACUGCUCCAAAUGCGGAUCCGUUCAACCAGAAAUGGUAGAAGCUCUAACGCAUACAUCGUUUGAUUGUCGCGUGUGUAGCCACCAUAACCCCCUGGGUUUGCUACGGCCUUGGUGCCCGGCAUGCGGCACACUGAGCACUGUUGCAGCUGCGGGGCCGCCAAAGACCUUGUGGCGAUGUGUUGAGUGCCGCACACUCACUCCAUGGAUUCUCACACAUUGUCAUGGCUGCGGUGGGUCGAAACCGGCGCCAACUUUACGUUUUGACACGCCAUGGUUUACGCGCGUUUGCAUGAGUUGCGAGGCGAUAAAUCCCGCCUGGAGUGUUGUUUGCCAUGGCUGUGGUGUAAAGCUUGCGACAGAUGGAGGGAAGAAGGAGCAUGAAGUGGAGGAGAGGGAGCAAUUGGUGGUCCAUUCUGCGCGUGGUGAAGUUUCUGCUGGAGAGCCCACGUCCACAUCUUGUCCGCAUUGUGGCAACUUGUACCCCGAUCAUAGGGACAUGUUUUGCCGAACUUGUUUUGUCCUUCGCCCCAACAGCACGUGCUUACUUUGGGUGUGUCUGCACAAUAAUUGUUUGGGAGUAAAUGUACGCUAUGGGGAGAGGGGCGAAAGGGGUUUGCUGGUAUGCAGCCACUGCGGCGUGUCGCACAACAUCGCCGCUGCCGGGGGCUAUCAUUCUAACCCUUUGCGCUACAGAGAGCUCACCUCUGUGGAGAAGCGACGUGGAUGCGGUAAAGAUCCACCGACAGGAGAUGAGAGUCGUGGCAUGCAAAGCAGUCAAUUACCAAGUGCACUGUUGUUGCCGGUGCCAUCUGCUCCUCGCGUGUGCGCCUUUUGCGGUGCAUACCUCCAGCUGCAGAAUAUUGCUCGGAUAUGUCACGUUUGUUUUUACUGCGGCUACUCAUUGCCCCAUUCUUCAGAUGCUUCCGCGGCUGAACAUGACAUUGCCCUUCGCUUGAUACUCAGUGCGAUGCUACAAACGGUGCAUCGCGUGAAACAAGGUCUUCUCUCUUCCACCACGGUACUGUCACCCCUCCGCUCCAUGCUAAUGGCGCUCCUUCGCGCACAGGAGGUGCAACUUCCGUGGCGUGGUUGUGAUCUCUUGAAUGGGAUGCGUUGCGGUUUGCAAUCGCGCGUCCCAGUGUUGGAGAAUGACACCGUCCAUAGUUCAGUAUGCGACGUGGCAGAGAUUAUCCGAACCGUUUGUGAGAUUGCAUCCUCGGCGACAGUGGAUGAGAAAGCCACCGCAAAGGAAGGAACAAAAUCUUCUUGGACAAAGAAGCGACCAUGGGUACAUCUUGCACUUGACCUUGUCGAUCUCAUGAACCGCACAACUGAAUACGACGAGUUGGGAUUUGAUGUCUUAGCGCAACUCUGCAUGGAGGUAAGGCCGCAGCAGCGCUCUCACAUUUACCGAGAAACCCACUGGACGUACCUGCGCUACAUGAAGCUACCGAGAGAAUUUAUUGUUAACGAUGUCGUCUGUCCAACUUGUCUGCUGCCAAAAGCACGUGGGACUGGGGAGGCGGGAAAUACAUGCCGCUGUACGGUAAGUCUUACGGAUAGUGGUGCCACAGAUGCAUCAGUUAUGAUUAAAAGGGCCUAA